This is a messenger RNA of Durio zibethinus, 1323 nucleotides long. Lineage: Eukaryota; Viridiplantae; Streptophyta; Magnoliopsida; Malvales; Malvaceae. The record is from RefSeq and is a predicted model, not a curated record.
GAUUUCAAAAUUUUUUUUAAUUAUUAUUUCACUUCAUCUGAUCUGAAAUUCGAUUUAAAAAAAAAAUCAAUCAUAUGCAGUCGCAUCGGAACUCGCCGAUUAUGGGUGGGUUUGCAUCCCAGCUACCAAUUCAAAGCAGCUCUGAAAUCUUUCACCGAGAGGGGAGAGAGCGCAUGACGAUGAUGGCGAUGCAAGAAAGCAUUGUCGUAUUCACCAUCCUUCUCCUUAUGUUGCUCCUUAUCAUCAUCCUCAUCCUUUUCGCCUUCAAACCAUGGUGCUUCUUCUUCUCGUUCUCCUCUCGCCCUUGCACCAUCAAGCAAGCAACAGGUUCGCAUUGCAAUGCAAGAUGCCAGCACAACUAUAUCAAAGUUUAUUCUGCAGGGUCUGGAAAUUACCAAUGGAGAAGACAAAUAUGAAAUUGUUUUGGGGAUGAAGGAACUAGCUAGCAGAGGAAUGGCUGCUGAGAAUGUGGAGGAAAUUAAUGCAUUGGACCCAAACUUCUUUGUGCAAAAUCCUGUUUUGCUGUUCCAACUCUAGCAGGUCAAUUGAUUUUACACUGGUGGAGGCUUCAUUAAUUAAAAAUUCAGGGUAAAAAUUUCUGUUUAAAUUGCCCACGCAAAGAAUGUUAUUUUCGCUGUUAUGGUUGUUUUAGGUUGAAUUUCAAUUUUGUUGCAAACACUUACGAGUAAGUAUCCAAAACUCUGAAGUUGAAAGAAUAUGAAUAUUAAGUUUAAAAUCGGAAUAUCCAAUUUAGUUUUAAGCAUCUUUUACUUGAUAAUUUUGUUUAAUUUAUUUUUCUUUGUUGAUAAGUUCAUUGACAUUUGAAGGAGUUUGGAGAUUGUUAGAGAAAUAGUUUGGGUUCAUUGUCAUUCCUCAAGAAAUGCCUGUUAAAGGCACUCUUUUAUUUUUUUAGGUUUUUUUUUUCCUUGGUAUUGCUUCUAUGUUACAUUUUUUUUUUUCUUGAUGAGAUUGUUUUGCUUAUUUAGCUUUCAUGCAAAUUUUGGGUCUUUUUUUGUAGAAAGGAAUAAAGUUAUUAACUAUCUAAUUAAUUCCAAAUACAACUGCAACUUAGAAAUUUUCUCAAUUGCAAAAAUAAUGUUAUUUACUUUGGGAUUCCACAGCGUGUUAUUUUUGCUAAUGAGUAUUGGCUUAUUCGAAAUUGGAGAAAUCGCUCUAUUUUUUAAAAUGGCUGUAAAUGGCUUAGCAAUGAUGCUUUACUUAUCAUUGAAAAAGCUAAAGAAUUAUUGUUGGCUUUAAAGAGUAAUGAUCUUUGCCACAAGAUAUUCUUAAUGGUUGGUAAUCACUUUCACAUAACCAUGUUAA